Messenger RNA from Anoplophora glabripennis (Asian longhorned beetle), 1065 nucleotides. Its product is annotated as phospholipid scramblase 2. Gene Ontology annotation, molecular function: phospholipid scramblase activity. NCBI's taxonomy places the organism in Eukaryota, Metazoa, Arthropoda, Insecta, Coleoptera, Cerambycidae. Gene Ontology annotation, cellular component: plasma membrane. The transcript has 8 exons. The record is from RefSeq and is a predicted model, not a curated record. Gene Ontology annotation, biological process: plasma membrane phospholipid scrambling. Bases 65 to 979 code for a protein of 304 amino acids.
AUAAACAAUAUACUGACACCCAAACAGUUCGGAAGUGUAUAAUUUCUAUAGUAGUUUUUUAAAAAUGAACCAACAAGAAAAUAUUUACAGUAAUAUGGAUGAUAUGUCAUUACAAGUUUUUUCACCUACUCGUUCUAUUGAACAAGAAAACCGUACAGUCUUCGCGGAGUACUGCGAGCCAAUUAUGGAUCAACCAACAAAUAAUAAUGCAACAAAUAACAAUAAUAGAAGAGAUGGAGAUUUUCCAGGGCCUAGAAGACCAAUUCCAGUUUCAAUAAUAGAUCAGAAUUCAAGUCUUACAUAUCUAGCACCAGUGAGCGGUUUGGAUUUUCUCAUAGACGUAAAUCAACUCAUCAUCCAGCAAAGCGUAGAAUUAGCAGAUUUAAUAUCAAAUGUAUCAUCCGAGAAUAGGUAUACGGUCAAAGUGCCUAGGGGCGAUACUAUUUAUUAUGCAACAGAAAGUUCGGAAAAUUUCCAAAGGACUUGUUUUGGUUCUGGUCGGUCUUUUAGUAUGAGACUCUAUGAUAGAACGCAACAGGAAGCAAUACAUUUUAAAAGGAGAUUAGCCUGCGGCAAUUGCACAUUUUGGUGUUACUUGCAAAGAAUGGAAAUUUGGGUACCUCCAGGAGAGCUCGUAGGGACAAUAGCCCAAAACUUCUCCAUAUCCAUGAAAUCCAGUUUUAGUGUUUAUAAUAGACACAACGAAAUCGUUUAUGUUAUAGAAGGACCUUCUACUUUCGGAUGUCUAUUGGGGAAAGAUCAAAAUUUUCAAAUAUAUAAUUCUGAUGGCUCGACUCAAAUAGGAAGUAUUAUUCAUCAAUGGGAUCAAGUUCAGGUGUCAUACAAUUUACUAUUGCAAAUGCCCAGUAAUAUAUAUGAGACAAGACACAAAGCUUUAUUAUUAGGAUCUGCUUUUCUAUUGGAAUACAUGUUUUUUGAAAGCUCGAAGAAGAAAACUGGUUGCCGAUGCAUCUGUUGAAGAAAAUAUACGUUAUGUGGUGUUUAUGGAGAUAAUAAUUUUUAAUGUAUAGUAAUAAAACGUUAAAUAUAAGUGUUUAUGAUUCA